GGAUUGAGUUAUAUACAUACGAUUAGACUGCAAAGCCGCGCAGUGAGUGAAAGGUGACAUCGUGAAGAUACAAACGACUGCGACGUUUCUUCUCUCCCCUCCAUGCUCUUUGAAGGGAAAGGAGCUGGAAAUGUAGGACAGCAUGGACUACAACAUUGCCGCGAGAUGUGAGCCGUGGGCCGGAGAGACCAAUUCGUUGUGCCAUCAUGCAAGUCAUGAGACCGAACUCAACCAGGCCCAUCAUGACCUCUCUAUACGUGAGGUGGACCAGUGCUCGCGCGGUGCAAGCAACCACUUAUAUAUACGGGAUCGAGCGCGGCUGCGCUAUAGCUAUAGCUGCCUCCGACUGCGUGGCUUGUGCGGCAGAUUCGCCGUCGAUGCAGCAGCUCGCGCAGUCAUGACGAGUACGAGUGCAAUUAAGUCGAUCGUGAUUGUGGCGCAGUGGCGCGUCCGACCUAGCUGCAUCAUGCCAUGCCAUGCCAUGGGGUUCAGCGGCAGCCCCCCGCCCGCCCGCCCGGCCGGCUGUCGGUUGAUGGCUUUAUCCGAAGCGGUCAACUUGUACUUGCACUUGCGAGGGAGGAGAUGGGGUUGCUCACUCCUUCCAUGCAACCAAUUAACCAGCACCGCACCUCAACACCCGAGCAAAUGCAAUCGAUCGCAUCAGCCAUAAAUUCGCUCAACGCCGUGUGCACGCAUCUCCCCCUCCUCCUCACAACGCCAACUCCUACCAAACGCAACGCUACGCUUUCUCUUCACUGCGGCCUUCUCAACAACAUCUCAUUCCAAGCGUCUCUCCUCCCGCACACAGCCAUCCAAAGCAUGUCUCAGAACACCCA
This is a messenger RNA of Ceraceosorus guamensis, 836 nucleotides long. RefSeq lists its product as hypothetical. NCBI's taxonomy places the organism in Eukaryota, Fungi, Basidiomycota, Exobasidiomycetes, Ceraceosorales, Ceraceosoraceae. The transcript has 2 exons. The record is from RefSeq and is a predicted model, not a curated record. The coding region runs from base 143 to 670 and encodes 175 amino acids.